Messenger RNA from Dioszegia hungarica, 1164 nucleotides. RefSeq lists its product as uncharacterized. Lineage: Eukaryota; Fungi; Basidiomycota; Tremellomycetes; Tremellales; Bulleribasidiaceae. The record is from RefSeq and is a predicted model, not a curated record. Bases 1 to 1164 code for a protein of 387 amino acids. The transcript is spliced from 5 exons.
AUGAACCAACCUAAGCCAGUCCAGAUCCGGCUCCCCUUCUCUGUGCCUCGCCCUAAGAAGGGCCAAGCGCCCCCUUCCAGAGUAUGCGGGAUGUUAAACGAUAGUCGAUAUACCUGCCCGAGAUGUAAUGUCGCGUACUGCGGACUGGACUGUUUCAGGUCCGAGAAACACGGCCAAUGCUCAGAAGGGUUCUAUCGCGAGACGGUAGUUAAUUCCAUCUCGGCCGAUCCUGGGGCGGGGAUGGAGGAGAAGAAGGGGAUGAUGGAGAUGCUUAGGAGAUUCGAAGAGGAUCAGGAUGGGGGAGAGGGCAUGUUGGCGGAGCUUGAGGAUGAGGGCGAGGAGGGGAAUGAGCUGGCAAAGAAGCUUGCUGGCGUGAAUAUCGACGAGAUAGACAGUAACGCCCUCUUCCAUCUCUUACCGCCAGAACACCGAGACAAGUUCCUUGCCGCGUUGAAAGACCCAGAAUCGGAAGCAGCGAAACACCUCGUCGAGCUUGCCGCUGAGGAAGACGAGGGGUCUGCUAUGGCUAUACCGGAUGUUAUGCCGUGGUGGGAGGCGCCGGACGUCCCAGAUGACGAGGACGAGGGGGAGCAGUAUGCGGAUAUGCCGGAUGUUGUGGCUGAGGAGGUGUUGGCUGGGAUCCACCCGCCAAGCGGAGUGGGGUCCAAGCUGGCCUACAACGCUGUCGCCAUCUCUCUCGCCUACAUUCAUACGCUUUUAUCAUCCCGCUUACCGUCUUUAUCGCCUUGGCAUCGUGCCGCGCAAGGGGUAUCCGCAGAUGACCUCAAAACCGACGUCACCGCCCUCAUCCCUUUCCUGGCGGAUCAAAAGUCAACAAUUCGGUACACAUCAGCCCGGGAAGCCUACUCGACGGUAUGGGAGAUCAUAGGCACCACCCUGGACCCCGCGCCGCCGCCUGACCUCCUCAUCCGCCUCCUAUCACCUCUCCCUGGCCUGUUGCAUCCGCCGCUCGAUACCGCUUCUUCGCCUCGGUUGCUGCACCUCUUGUCUGACCUGUAUAGGCUGCACAGCUUAUCCCGGGUCGGAGCGGCGGGGAAGAAGCUGGCUUUCUAUGUGGUCGCUCUGAGACAGAUGGGGCGGGCGGAGUGGCUGAAGCUGGAGAGAGAGGUCCAGGGAGAAAUUGGGCGAUUGGAGCGGGAGUAG